AUGAGCGGAGCCAGGGUACGAUCACCGCAACCUAUUGCUUCUCGGAUCAACAUCAUCAACCAACAAUGUUCUCUAUGGAAGGCAUGUAUGACAAAGGCCAAUUCAAGGCAUGUGAGUGACUCCAAUCUUGAAGAUGUGGAUAUGAAUACAAAAGCACUUUUCUUGAGUGAUAAUAAACCUCCGAAUAGGCCUUUCAAGUUGUAUCAUGCUUGUGGCAAUACAGUCAAUUUGGAGGAAGAUGAAGAUGAUGUGGUCAUGCCCACUCCAAAGCCGUUGGGAAGAGAUAAAUAG
This is a messenger RNA of Prunus armeniaca (apricot), 291 nucleotides long. NCBI's taxonomy places the organism in Eukaryota, Viridiplantae, Streptophyta, Magnoliopsida, Rosales, Rosaceae. The record is from the annotation of a GenBank genome assembly.